Messenger RNA from Bombus terrestris (buff-tailed bumblebee), 1129 nucleotides. Its product is annotated as A disintegrin and metalloproteinase with thrombospondin motifs 3-like. Gene Ontology annotation, molecular function: metalloendopeptidase activity. The coding region runs from base 252 to 647 and encodes 131 amino acids. Gene Ontology annotation, cellular component: extracellular matrix. NCBI's taxonomy places the organism in Eukaryota, Metazoa, Arthropoda, Insecta, Hymenoptera, Apidae. Gene Ontology annotation, biological process: extracellular matrix organization; proteolysis. The transcript is spliced from 5 exons. The record is from RefSeq and is a predicted model, not a curated record.
CAAUCCGAGUGGAUCCGAGAUUGAUUAUCAACCCCAACCUAUAUAAAAUAACAAAUCCCGAGGAAAUUGGAUACUUCUCUGGUUCUAAAUGGCAAAGGAACAGAUUAUCAAAGAAAACACCAACUGCUAAGGAUUCGCCGCCACGAUGGCUAGAGCUUGGAAUAGCUGCUGAUUACUCCGUGGUAGAUUUUCAUGGAAUUCGAGUACAGCAAUAUAUCUUGGCUCUUUUAAACAUCGUCAGUGCAAUUUACAUGGACCCAUCGCUCGAAUCCAACAUGAUUCUAGUGAUCGUACGAAUGAUUUUAUACGCGGAAAAACGAGACGUUAUGGUCCGCCGUGGCGAUGCCAGACGAUCUCUCGAGAACGUUAACAAAUGGAACAGAAAGAUGCUGUCCUCGAAGGACGUAAAUCACGAUGUUGCUGUAUGGUUGACGCGAUUAGAUAUAGGAGGUCCUUCCGGUUACGCACCUGUGUCAGGAGUAUGCUAUCCCGCGAGAUCGUGCGCGUUAAAUCGAGACGAAAGCUUGACCAGCGCAUUUAUCAUCGCUCACGAAGUAGCACACAUGUGUGAAUGCCGCGAGUGUCAUGACCAGCCUUUCACGUGCUCUUGGCGCGCCUUCUACUGGCAAAGAUGGGACGCUACUUGAACUAACACGAGAUGUUAGUUUUCCGAGAAGAUCACGAUAUCUCUGCGGGUGAGGAAGUUCGGCAACUUGUACCGCUGUAAUAUAAUUCCAAAUUACCCUGCGGAGAUACCGAGUUUACGACACGUCCCUGGCUAUUGAGCGCGGGAUGAAGUAAAUUUCUAUGUUAUUGCUUAAUAAUUUAUGAUUCCAAUUGAAAAAUAAGCUUCUUCGCGACCAUGCUAUAAGCUUCACCGACGAAGACGUGCUUCCUUAGCGAGGCUCCUGACGAACAAGGAAUGAAAACCAUAGCGACUCGAUUCGUCCGUAAUUUUAACUGUUAAUUUUCGCCUAAUUAAUAAUUGUUCUAACUCCAUCUAAAAAAGAAGAAAAAAAAAGUAAUUGAUGAAUCCACGUAUGCGUACAUUGUUAUAAAGAACGAUAUGAUGUGUAAAUAAUUAUAAGUUACAAAGAAUAAAAUAAUAAAUAAUACGAUGAAAAUUGUA